Molecule: messenger RNA, 1665 nt
Organism: Neurospora tetrasperma FGSC 2508
Lineage: Eukaryota; Fungi; Ascomycota; Sordariomycetes; Sordariales; Sordariaceae
Exons: 1
Coding region: 1-1665 (554 amino acids)
Molecular function (GO): catalytic activity
Source: RefSeq, a predicted model, not a curated record
AUGGCCAAUCUGAUCUGCCGGGCAAAACACGAAAUCUUUUUAGCAACAAACUACUGGCAAUCGAGCGUUGCCUCAACCUACCUAACAAACGCUAUAAGGGACCUCAACCGACGUCUUGCCUCCGAAGCCCACUUAUCCUCUGGGGUAGAGUCCCAGCCACAAAAGAAUAAGAUAGUUCUUAAAAUCCUCUACGAUCGCGGAACCCCCAAACAACUUCUCUCGCCCCACCAGAUCGUUUCUCCAGAUACCUACACCGACGCCUCCACCGUCGGUCUUCCCCAUCCAGACGAGAUCUCGUUUAUCGACAUGCAAGUGAUGAACUAUCACACGCCCAUCAUGGGCACGUUUCACGCCAAGUACAUGGUGGUGGACAGGCGCGUGGCAGUGUUGCAGAGCAAUAACAUCCAGGACAACGACAACCUGGAGAUGGCGACGCACUUGAAGGGUCCAGUGGUGGAUUCACUUUGGGAUAUGGCGAUGAUUAGUUGGUAUAAGCACUUGGAGCCUGGGAUGCCGUGUGUUAAUUCGCCGGCUAGUGAGGCGUGGGGAAGGGAGAAGGAAGUGGAAGAGACGGGAGUGGGCCAGAUUGAGAGGAAAGUGGAAGUUAAGAGGCUUGCUGUGACCGAGGAGCCACCCACCACUGGGAUGACUACUCAACCGACUGUCACUCCCAAGGUUCCCCGACACACAACCGAAGAGCCUCACUAUGACACUUCGAUAGCAGCCGAAGUCGCCCGUGUUCAAACCUCCUUGGCAUCUAAACGCGAUCCAGGCAGAAGAGUCAUCGAAACACACCUGCAAGCUGUCACUCGUCUCCUCAACCACACUCGCAACCCCAACUUCACGGCCGACCCGCUUGCCCCGGACCCGGUCACUGACCCAAACAAUAAAAUGACCCCUUACCUGUUCCUUCCUCAUCACCAAGCCUCCAUUCAAGGACAAUACCAACAACCCGAGGCAGUACCAAUGGCCCUAGUCAACCGCGCCCCUUACGGAUUGCCGAACCACUCCUCCGUCUCCAAUCCGCAAAAUGCCGCCUGGCUUUCUGCCCUCCGCAAUGCCACUCACUCCGUCUUCAUCCAGACCCCAACUCUGAACGCCGCUCCUUUGCUCCCCGCCAUUCUUGAUGCCUGCAACCGCGGCGUCCAAGUCACUUGCUAUGUAUGUCUGGGAUACAACGACGCAGGCGAACUGCUUCCUCACCAGAACGGUCACAACGAAAUGAUUGCACAUCAGCUAUACUCAUCGCUCUCGCCUGGGACGAGGCAGAAUCUGCAUUACUACUGGUACGUGGCCAAAGACCAGACGAAACCGCUGGUGCAGUCCAAGGGGUUGAGGAGCUGUCAUAUCAAGUUGAUGGUUGUGGAUGGGCACGUGGGCAUCAUGGGGAAUGGGAACCAGGAUACGCAGAGCUGGUUUCAUAGCCAGGAGAUUAAUGUGAUGAUUGAUAGUGAAGAGGUUUGUGGGACGUGGAUGAAGGGGAUUAUGAGGAAUCAGAACACGGCAAUAUACGGGGCGUUGGAUAAGGAGAAAGGGAUGUGGGUUGAUGCGGAGGGGAAAGAGGCGGAUGGGGUUAUUGGUGUUGAUCCGGGUGGGAGAGUAAAGAGGUGGGCUAAAGGGGCGGUGGGUGCGGUGAAGAGGGUUCAGGGGAUUGGAGGGUUUUAG